Oncorhynchus kisutch (coho salmon) is the source of this 3478-nucleotide messenger RNA. RefSeq names its product syncytin-B-like. The transcript has 3 exons. The record is from RefSeq and is a predicted model, not a curated record. NCBI's taxonomy places the organism in Eukaryota, Metazoa, Chordata, Actinopteri, Salmoniformes, Salmonidae. Bases 592 to 1926 code for a protein of 444 amino acids.
AGACAGACAAAGAGGAGGGAGAGAGAGACUUCAUCACUGACUACAGAUCUGAGGACAAACUCAUCUGAAGAACCUCUCACACCAAUGGAAAGAGGUGACUGUGAUCUCCUCAGACCAAUUGGCAGAACAGCCCAGUUCUGGAAUCACAAGCAGGAUGAUUGAUUCUGCACAUUCUAUGGGAAGGCGUGAGGGAAUUUCUCAUCUGACGAAAAGACGACUAGGACCCGCCCAGACCAUACCUUGACUGUGAACUGCCCGGGAGGAGACAUAUCAUAAGUGAACAAUAGAGGGACACAUCUACUAACUUUUCAAACAGGUUGUCCCUGCAAGGAACGGAGGAAGACAUUGUAGAGAAUUGAGUCCCCCUUAAUAGUGUUCUUAAGACUCGUUUCCGACGGGUGAAGGCGUCUUUGCCGAACCUAGCAGGUGGAGCCGAACACUGUUUGAACCCAGGUGACUUCAGAAGAAAGAGUUGGAUCGACCCCCGUCGAUAUCAAGUUCUUCAAGAAGUUCUUCAAGCGGUGAAGGUUGCUGAGAGAGAUACCUAGAUCCACGUGUCACACUGCAGACGAGUUCCUGAUCCAGGAGAAGAUGAGGCCUCACCAGUCCCGGCGGUGCCGUGCGGCCCUCUUCUGCAUUAGCACAGGAAUGCUAAUAGGAACAGUAGGCUGUCUUCUUGUAGGAAACCCGACAGAGGGUCAAAUGAGUCCUGAGCCAAAGGGGCAAACACAGGCCUGGAAUAGUGGCCCAGAAGUAGAUGGUCACCGUAGAAGGAGAGCCCUGCUUGGCCCUCACAACCAUGAGGACAAUUUGUUCUUAUCUAGAGCACAAAUGGUUGCCAACCUGACAUCCAAAGGAAAGGACUGUUGGGUGUGUGGGUUGAGUCCAGUGAAGGUAGGGGCAGGCUUCCCCCUUGUAGGAGUCCCGAUAGGGGUGAACUUUACUAUAGCAUUGGCAGGAAAAAUACCUUUUUACACUAUGACCAACAAUGUUAAGGUAUAUAAUCAACCCAAUAUAUUCUGUUAUGUGAGACCUGAUAAUGUUUCACUCCCACCCAUUUCAGUGGCUGGGGUGACGACUGCCCCUUGGUGUAUUAGAGGAUAUGGAGAUCACUAUUUGGGGGAAUUUAAAUGUAAUUGUACAAUGAAUAUUAAUGGAUCAAAUGUUUGCAAUUUAAAGGUGAUACAGGAGAAUGGUCAGGUUGCUAAGGAACCGUUUACAAUUUGGUCUGACAAACAUAGAACAACUCUGAGAGGAGCCCCUAAUGGCACCUACUGGUUGUGUGGUAAGAUGGCUUACCAUAGCCUUCCCCUGAACUGGGGAGGUACUUGUACUGUUGGGUUUGUGGUGACAGCAAUGAGAACCGUUCCAAACAAUGACCAGAAUCUGAAGGCUCUCUUUAGAGACUACAAACCUCCUGGGAUGAGGAGAGAUAAGAGGUCUCUGGCUGACGUCACUCACACUCAGGCACCUGCCUCCAGGUUCUUUGACGGGUUUUUCCCUGGGUAUGGAGUUGCAGGUGCCCAAGACCAAAUUCGUGAUAUCUCUAGACACGUAGAGAAAAUUGGCAAUGCUACUCGAAAUGCCCUGAAACAAUUGAAUGGGGAACUAAAAGAAUUGGCUGAAAUGACUCUUCAGAACAGAGAGGCUCUUGACUAUCUUUUGGCAGUUCAAGGGGGCACUUGUGCAAUCAUUGGCGAUGAAUGUUGUACUUUUGUCCCAGGUCGCUCUUCUAAUGUGACUGAUCUUGCCCAAUACAUUGCCACUGUUGCUAAAAAUAAUUCCCCACAACUAGAGCGGACGCAUGCAACUUGGUUGGAAUCCCUGUUGGGAAGUUGGGGAUCUCAUAUUGACCAAUGGGCUGCAGCGUGUGUUUUUUGCUUAGUCUGCAUAAUUGUAUUAUUAACAUGCCAUAAGGCUAUCUAACAGGUUGUAAGGCUAUCUAACAGGCCGUAAGGCUAUCUAACAGGCUAUAAGGCUGUCUAACAGGGCGUAAGGCUGUCUAACAGGCCGUAAGGCUAUCUAACAGGCCGUAAGGCUAUCUAACAGGCUGUACGGCUAUCUAACAGGCCGUACGGCUAUCUAACAGGCCGUACGGCUAUCUAACAGGCCGUAAGGCUAUCUAACAGGCCGUAAGGCUAUCUAACAGGCCGUAAGGCUAUCUAACAGGCCGUAAGUAAGGCUAUCUAACAGGCCGUAAGGCUAUCCAACAUGCUGUAAGGCUAUCUAACAGGCUGUAAGGCUAUCUAACAGGCUGUAAGGCUAUCUAACAGGCUGUAAGGCUAUCUAACAGGCUGUAAGGCUAUCUGACAGGCUGUAAGUCUAUUUAACAGGCUGUACGGCUAUCUAACAUGCUGUAAGGCUAUCCAACAGGCCGUACGGCUAUCUAACAGGCUGUAAGGCUAUCUAACAGGCUGUAAGGCUAUCUAACAGCCUGUAAGGCUAUCUAACAGGCUGUAAGGCUAUCUGACAGGCUGUAAGUCUAUCUAACAGGCUGUACGGCUAUCUAACAGGCUGUAAGGCUAUCUAACAGGCUGUAAGGCUAUCUAACAGGCUGUACGGCUAUCUAACAGGCUGUAAGGCUAUCUGACAGGCUGUAAGGCUAUUCUCCCUGUCUAAUACGGUCUCAGCAGCACUCGUGUUUAAUGCUCUUCAAGAGGAUGGUGCCGAUGCUGGUUGAGCUUCCCUUUCCCACUGUAGAUUGAGACGAUGAGUAAUAACUGAAGGUUGUUUUUGUUUGACAAGAUUAGAAGGUUUAAAGUUGAUCUAUAUUAACACCAUUGUGGUAAGGGCUAUGGAAACAAUGGGUAAACAUUUGAGCUACAAAUCCCUUGUGUGUGUAUUUUUUGAUAGAUUCACUCUCGUUGAUAAAAGUAUAACCUUGACUGUAGAUUUUAGGUUUAUUAUGAUGAUAGUAUUUCCGUAUAAUGAACUUGUGUAAUGAAGCAUGUGUGUAAGUGUAUGUAGCAUGUGUGUAAGUGUAUGUAGCAUGUGUGUAAGUGUAUGUAGCAUGUGUGUAAGUGUGAUGAAGCAUGUUUGUAAGUGUAUGAAGCAUGUGUGUAAGUGUGAUGAAGCAUGUGUGUAAGUGUGAUGAAGCGAAGCUCUUAAUUUAAACCGUUCUACUGCCAUGGCUUUACAAGUGUUACACUUAUGGAAUACGGAUAGGUUAUAAUUUCGAUUGUACAACCCAGAAUGAAGGGUUUGAAGGGAUAAAGUGGCGUUUUAUGAGUUGAUUUCAGUGUUUUUGAUAGGACCUCCUUUGAUAGUUUAAGCCUUUAAUCUAACGCUCACCUUAACAUUUUACAAUAGUUAUCACAGAGUGAUAAGAGAAGAUGUGGUGGGAAAUGUUGUUGUCUGAAGAGAUAGCCUUGCAUAUUGUACAUCUUGGUCUUGGUCUACUACACCUGUUGUAAUUCAGCAUUUCACUGUAAGGUCUACUACACCUGUUGUAUUCAGUAUUUCACUGUAAGGUCUACUA